Symphalangus syndactylus (siamang) is the source of this 4197-nucleotide messenger RNA. RefSeq names its product mitochondrial ribosomal protein L19 (gene MRPL19). Gene Ontology annotation, biological process: translation. Gene Ontology annotation, cellular component: ribosome; mitochondrial large ribosomal subunit. The record is from RefSeq and is a predicted model, not a curated record. NCBI's taxonomy places the organism in Eukaryota, Metazoa, Chordata, Mammalia, Primates, Hylobatidae. Gene Ontology annotation, molecular function: structural constituent of ribosome.
AGGAGCGAGGAGAGACUUAUCAUUUUGUCCUAUAGCAGCCGCCAUCUGGUGGCAGACAGCAGCAACCUCGUCGCACUGAUUACUGGGAGUUGUAGUCUUGACGUGAGCUAGCUGGCAUGGCGGCCUGCAUUGCAGCGGGGCACAGGGCUGCAAUGGGCCUAGGCCGGAGUUUCCAAGCCUCCAGGUUUCUGCUCCCCCCGCCGGCCUCUAUCGCCUGCAGAGUCCAUGCGGGGCCUGUCCGGCAGCAGAGGACUGGGCCUUCCGAGCCCGGUGCGUUCCAGCCGCCGCCGAAACCGGUCAUCGUGGACAAGCGCCGCCCCGUGGAACCGGAACGCAGGUUCUUGAGUCCUGAAUUCAUUCCUCGAAGGGGAAGAACAGAUCCUCUGAAAUUUCAAAUGGAAAGAAAAGAUAUGUUAGAAAGGAGAAAAGUACUCCACAUUCCAGAGUUUUAUGUUGGAAGUAUUCUUCGUGUUACUACAGCUGACCCAUAUGCCAAAGGAAAAAUCAGCCAGUUUCUGGGGAUUUGCAUCCAGAGAUCAGGAAGAGGACUUGGAGCUACUUUUAUCCUUAGGAAUGUUAUCGAAGGACAAGGUGUCGAGAUUUGCUUUGAACUUUAUAAUCCUCGGGUCCAGGAGAUUCAAGUGGUCAAAUUAGAGAAACGGCUGGAUGAUAGCUUGCUAUACUUACGAGAUGCCCUUCCUGAAUAUAGCACUUUCGAUGUGGAUAUGAAGCCAGUAGUACAAGAGCCUAACCAAAAAGUUCCUGUUAAUGAGCUGAAAGUAAAAAUGAAGCCUAAGCCCUGGUCUAAACGCUGGGAACGUCCAAAUUUUAAUAUUAAAGGAAUCAGAUUUGAUCUUUGUUUAACUGAAGAGCAAAUGAAAGAAGCUCAGAAGUGGAGUCAGCCAUGGCUUGAAUUUGAUAUGAUGAGGGAAUAUGAUACUUCAAACAUUGAAGCUGCAGUAUGGAAGGAAAUUGAAGCGUCGAAUAGGUCUUGAUUCUGAGAAUGAAUUUAGUUAGUUGCAGAAGAUACAUUGGCUCUACGAGGAUAUAUUUUGAGACCAAUUUAAUUUUCAUUUAUAAGAACAUAGUAAUUAAGUGAACUAAGCAUUCAUUGUUUUAUUCAUACUUUUUUUCUAAAAUAAAACUUGUACAACCAGUUUAUUACUCUAAAAAGAGAAUUACACAUGACAAAUGGUCUGAUGUCCAUUUGCUUAUUGGAGGCAAAGCUACAAUAGAAGUCAGAGCAUCACCAGAAUGGUCUUUAAUGAGCAUGGAACCUUAGCAAAGGGAAUAGGUGGGAUGAUUUUUUUUUAAAAUUGUGAAACAAUUCAUAAACACAACAAUGUAUGAUUUACAGAAUAAUAAAAUAAACAUUCAUGUACCCACUAUCAGGUUAAGAAAUAGAACAUUUAUUAAUAUCUAAGAAUGUUAAGAAAUAAAACAUUUAAUAAGAUCUCAGAAGACUCUGGUAUAUCUGCAAUUGUAUCUCUCUCCUUUUUAAAUGUAAAUAUCAUCUUGACUUGUUAAUCAUUCCAUUGCAUUUCUUUUAGUUUACUCCCAACACAUAUAUUCUUCAAUAAUAUAUUUAAUUUUGAAAAACCUGAAAAAAAAAAAAAGAAAAACCUAUUAGUAAGUAUAAAGGGGCAGUAUUACUAUUAUUGCAUGAAGGCUUCAAGGGAAACGUUACAGUCCUUGGGUCAUAGUCUGGCUUCAGCUUCCUCUGAGAGUUUACAAAGGCCAAUUUUGAGCAAAUUCAUGGCUAAGGUUAUGAGUGAGUUCUGCUAAACAGAAGGCUCACCACAGGGUAUCUGGCAGGAUUAUACUGGGUAACUGGAUGUUGCAGAAAUGUGGUUAGAGGAAGUAAACUGUUUUUUGAUGCUCACAGUGUGAUGAAUCACUCUAUAUCUUAGGAUUAGGUUAAAACAAUACCUUUGGUAUGAUAUGAGUGUUGUUGCUGAUCCAUGCAGCAUGGAUUGGAAAGCUGGGGUAUAAUCACACAUGCUAAAGAAAAGCAUGUAAUUUGGUCCAUACUCACCUGGAUAUACUGUUCCUCAGGUUAAAAAGUACAGUACUAUCCUAAAUCUUGAAGGCAACUCUCAGCCUAUCCAUUGAGUUACCUUCAGAUCUGCCCUCUGGUUCCUAGCUGUCUUGGGACUAACUUCUUUCCUGCGCUCAGCUGUUUUCUGGAUUCCAUGUUUUCCAUUUUAUUGAGUACUAACUUGUUUUGCUGGAGCACAUCCUUUGGUAGCUUCUAGAGGAAGUUUGUGUGGAGGUAAAAUUUUUGAGACCUUGCAUGUCUCAUGUUUGAUUGAUACUUUAUACAUUUAGGUAGGAGGUAAUUUUCCUUCAGGACUUUAAAAAUAUUGUUGCUCCAUUUUCUUUGUUUCUAUUGUUGUAUUGAGAAAUCCAAUGCCAUUUUGAUUUCCGUUUCUCAUAAAUUUCAUGAUGAUGUGUCUGGGUGUGGGUCUAUAUUUAUCCAUUGUAUUGGGUUUUAGGUGAACCCUUCCAAGAUAGCAACUCAUUUCUGUCAGUUCUGGGAAACACUUAGCAUUGGUUGAUGAUUUAUUCUCUGCUGCUUUGUUCUCCAAACUAUUAUUUGGAUGUUGGAUAUCCAGCACUGGGUAUCUAUUUUCUUACCUCCCUCCCUUGACCCCAGUCUGUUUUUUAGCUCUUUAGCUCAAUCUUCCAACUCUUUGCUAUUGUAUUUUAAAAUCUUAAGACCCCUUCUUGAUUUGUAGAAGUUCCUUUUCUUAUAACCAAAAAGCCUUUAUCUAUGGAUUUGUUCAUAGAUAAGGGGUAUUCAGUGUAGUGUAUUUUUUUCAUUUAAAAUUGUUUGCACAUCUACUUCCUCCAGAUUUCUUUCUGUAUUUAUUUUCUGUUGUCUAUAUUUCAGACUUUUCCAGGAUAUCUGAUAAUCUUUGGCUGUUUUCUUAUGGUUGAAAGAGGGACUAAAAAGCUUGGAAAGCCUUUGGGUUGUGGGAAGGGGUUGUCUUUAGGAUUAUCUGAAUGGGCUUUUUUGGGAGUCCCCUCCUCCACAUGAAUAUUUUGGUUUUGUCAGAUUCCCUAGAAUAGAGGCUUCCAAUCUCUUUCCAGGAGGGGUCUGUCCAGGAAGGAGAUUGUGUAGGGGUCUGUCAGACAGCAGCUUUCAGCUACUUCCUUGAUCUUUUUCACUAAUGAUUAUACAGUCAUCUAACUACUGUCAACAAGUAAUAGAUAUCCUAUCCUUCACUUAUUUAGAUUAUUUGCUGAGAUAACCUCUGAAAAUAAAAGGUUAACAAGAGCCUAUAUCUUAUAUUUUUCUUCUCUUUAUCUUGUUAGAAGAUAGCUAUUAAAGCCUGUUCUUUUUCUGUCUUGAUAAACAUUUCAAUCUUGGUAGAAUGGUAGAUGGGUUUAUUUUAGGACCUAAAGCUCUGCAAAUGUAUGAUCAGCUUGUAAGUACAGGUGCUCAAAAGCAUGUAAACAAUCAUGCUUUUUACUCUGCAGGAAUAUCUUUAAAAUUCUUGUGAAUUUUCCCCCAGAAGUAAAGCAAAUCUUCCCCCAGAAAUAAAAUUAAAUGUGCAUAAUCUAAAGCUUUUUUUAAUUGUAGUAGGAUAUAUAUAUAACAUAAUUUACCAUUGUAAACAUUUUAAAUUUACAAGUCAGAGGCAUUAAUUACAUCACAAUGUUGUGAAAUUAUUACGACUAUUUACAAAAUUUUCUCAUCACCCCAAACUGAAACUCUGUAACUGUUAAGCAAUGACCUCAUUCCUGUAUCUCUCCCAAACCCAGGUAACCUCAAAUCCUUCUUUUUAUCUUUGAGACAAGGUCUCAUUCUAUCACUCAGGUAGGAGUGCGGUGGUGUGAUCAUAGCUCAUUGCAGCCUCAAAAUCCUGGGCUCAAGCAAUCCUCCCACCUCAGCCUCCUUGAGUAGCUAGGACUAUAGGCACAUGUUAACUGCACCUGGCUGAUUUUGUUUUUUGUAGAGAUGUGGUCUUGCUAUGUUUCCCAUGGUGGUCUUGAGCUCCUGGCCUCAAACAGUCCUUAAGAUUCAUCCAUGUUGUGGCAUGUAUCAGAAUUUCAUUUGUUUUUAUGACUAAAUAAUAUUCCGUUGUAUGUAUACACAAUUUGUUUAUCCAUCCAUCUUCUGAUGAACACUGGGAUAUAUCUACCUUUUGGCUAUUGUGAAUAAUGCUGCAAUAAACAUUGACAUAACAAGUA